UUUCCGAUAUUACAUUUUAACGCAUUUCUCUACUAAUGAUAGAAAAAAUAAGUAAAAAUAAAUACAAGUUACUUGUAAAAUAAGUUAAACCUAAAAAUGUCGAAAAGUAAAUAAAAAGUGUUAUUAAAUAAAUGCUAUAAUAAAAACACACACUGAAUGAGACAAGUGGAGGUAAACAAAGAGAACAAAUGAAAAUAAACACAUUUGAACGAUGAGCUUCUUGAAUCACCACGCCUAUUGGUCGAGACGCACGUCAAUCACGGCAUUAGGGCGGGGAUUCGAGGCAGAAAGGGGGCGUGGUCUGCAAAGCCAGGAGCGGAGGCGGUUUGUGUUUUGUGUCGCGGUCUAAAAAGUCGCCCACCGUUUGUUGUCCGUGGAACGGAGCCGGUACCGUCUUUGUCAGUAAUGGGUCGUGAGGGAGCGGGGGUUUUCGCCGGUUUAGACAUGCGCACAACAUACCGCCAAAAGGGCGCCUUAUUGCCUUUUAGUUGACGCAAAGUGGCACAACUUGUUUGGUUGUCCGUGCACGUUGGUUCGAAUCUCGCCCACUCGGACUCGGUCCACUUGUGCGUGCACCGUGCGUGCCUUUGACGCACGCCGUCGGACCCCCACCCCUCUUCCACGCCAAAGACUGGGAGGACUUGUUGCGCCUGGAGAGGAGGGGGUCUGGUGCAUCAGUCCCAGUCUGGUCCAGAAGAACCGCACUCUGCACCUGGUUGCGUUCACGGACCGAAGGUGCGGCUCGGUGCUCCGUGCUCCGUGCGUGCGUUCUGACAUGUUUUAAAUGGACAAACUUUGCUCGUCUUGAUUCACUUCCGCGGCUUGUCUUGACUCAUCUCCGACCGGCUCCAACAUGUCGGAGCGAGACAGCGACGGAGCGCCGGACUUCAUGCCGGCUAGGGUGUCCCGAGGCCGGCGGAGUGGUGUCAUCCUGCCCGGUGGUGGCGGCCAGGACCAGGAGACCAUCCUGCUGGAGUCCGUGAAGGCAGCACCGCGGCGAAGCAGCAUCAUCAAGGAUCCUUCAGUGCAGAAGAUGGGCGGCAGCAGGAAGAAGACGGUGUCCUUCAGCAGCAUGCCCUCCGAGAAGAAGGUGAGCAGCGCGGCCGACUGCUUGGCCUUCAUGCAGGGCGGCUGCGAGCUGAAGAAGGUGCGUCCCAACUCCAGGAUCUACUGUCGUUUCUACACGCUGGAGGCCGACCUGAGCUGCUUGCGCUGGGAGCCCUCCAAGAAGGACGGCGACAAGGCUCGGCUGGACAUCGGCAGCAUCCGAGAGGUCCGAACCGGGAAGAGCACCGAGACCUUCCUGCAUAACGGCCCUCUCUCGGAGCACCUGGCUGAGGAGGCGGCCUUCUCCAUCAUACAUGGCGAAGUCUACCAGUCCCUAGACCUGGUGGCGCUGUCGGCCGACGUGGCUAACAUCUGGGUGACGGGCCUCCGCUACCUGCUGGCGCACCCGUCCGUCAUCGGCGGGGCCGCGGGGAGCUUGGGCGAAGGAGGAGCCAUGGAGGGCAGCCUGGGCAGCAAGCUGAGGAGCGAGUGGCUGGCAGCCGAGUUCGCCCGGGUGGACGAGGACGGCUACGGGAUUGUGUCGGAGGACGUGGCGGUGGCAACCAUCUGUAAACUGUGUCCUGGGAUCAAGGAAGCUAAGGUGCGUCUUCGCUUCAAGGAGAUCCAGCGCAGCAAGGAGAAGCUGACCUCCCACGUCACGCACGAGGAGUUCCAGGAGGCCUACUGCGAGCUGUGCACCCGGCCCGACGUCUACUUCCUCAUGGUGCAGCUGUCCAAGGACCGCGAGUAUCUGGACCCUCAGGACCUGCGCCUCUUCCUGGAGACGGAGCAGGGUCUGUCCCUGGCCACGACAGAGGGCUGCUUGGAGCUCCUGAGGCGCUACGAGCCCUCAGAUCAGGCCAAGGAGAGGGGCUUCCUGGGCUUGGACGGCUUCGCCCGCUACCUGCAGUCCCACGAGUGUCAGCUGCUGGACCCGGAGCACGAGGGGGUCUGCCAGGACAUGAACAUGCCGCUGUCCCACUACUACAUCAGUACCUCCUACCGGUCCUACCUCCUGGAUGAUCAGGUCCAUGGCAGGGCGGACCUUGGCGGUCUGAUCAAAGCCCUUCAGUCUGGUUGCCGCUGCCUGGAGCUUGGAGUCACCGACGGCCCGGAAGGAGAGCCUCUCCUCGGGGUGGACUACGGUCCUGACAUCUCCUGUCACCACCAUCACCAUCAGCAGCAGCACCAUCACCACGUGCCGGUCACCAUCCGCUCCGCUCUGGAGGUGGUCAACAAGUACGCCUUCCUGACCUCGCCGUAUCCUCUCCUGGUCUACUUGUGUCAGCGCUGCACGCCCGGCCAGCAGCGCACCAUGGCGCAACAUAUGAAGAAGGUGCUGGGUUCCAGACUCUACACUCCAGAGUCUUUACCCGUCGGCCUGCGAGGGCGAGCCACGACCCUUCCGUCCCCCGAGCAGCUGAAAGGACGCAUCCUCGUCGUGGGCAAGAAGCUUCCUCCGGAGCACGAAGGCUCAGAUGGGGAGGUGUCUGAGGAGGAAGAGGAGGUAGGAGGCGGAGGACCUCUGGCUGGACGCAGAAUGACCAUCCCGGGUGAGGAGGAUCUUGGCGUGGUCUUGGUGGUCCCGCCUCCCUCUCAACCCAGGAAGCUUCGCCUUCACAAAGACCUCUCCGACCUGGUGGCCAUCGCCCGCACGGGCAGCCGCCACUUUUACGCCCAGAGAGCCGCUCACAAGCAGCGCUCGCCGCCCGGCAGUCCCAGCUCUCCCAGCACCCCCUCGGCCGCGGAGAACCCCUACUGGACGCUCUGCUCCCUUGGCGAGGGCGAGGGCGGGCGCGUCACCACCGAGAGCCCGGAGGACCUGGUUAUGUUCACCAAGCGCACUCUGACCAGGGUGCGGCCCAGCUCGGUGCGCCUGGACUCCAGUAACCCCAACCCGCAAGGGUACUGGAAAGGAGGGGUGCAGCUUGUGGCCUUAAACCAGCAGACCCCCGGCGCCAUGCUGGACCUUCACAAAGGACGCUUCUCUCAGAACGGAGGGUGCGGGUACGUUCUAAGACCCGCCGUCAUGAGGGACGAGGUGUCGUACUUUAGCGCUCAUACGCAAGGAUGCGUGCCCGGGGUGCCGCCUCAGACUCUCCGCAUUAAGGUCAUUAGUGCCCACAACCUACCCAAACCUCAGGGAUCGGGCGCCAAGGGGGAGGUCAUUGACCCCUAUGUGGUCCUGGAGCUGCACGGCGUUCCUGCAGACUGUGCAGAACAACGCACGCGCACGGCACUGCAGAACCAGGACGACCCCCUCUUUGACGAGACCUUCGAGUUUGAAGUCAACAUGCCCGAGCUGGCCUUACUGCGCUUCGUGGUCCUGGAUGACGACUACAUCGGCGACGACUUCAUCGGCCAGUACACCGUGGCGUUCGAGUGCCUUCAGUCGGGCUACCGCAACGUGCCCCUGCUGGGCCUGAUGGGGGAGCCCUUGGCCCACGCCAGCCUCUUUGUCCACGUGGCCGUCACCAACAGGCGGGGGGGCGGCAAGGCCCACCGCCGCGGUCUGUCGGUGAGGAGGGUGGGGCGGCGCGGGCGGGAGUACGUCACGCUGAGGCACACGGGCAUCAAGAUGGUGGACGAGGCCUUCAAGCUGGCCAGUGUGCCCCUGAAGGAGGUGAUGGACCUGAGGGAGGAAGCUCAGGGCGCCAUCGCCACUUUCAAAGAGCAAUGUGGGCUCCCCACGGUGGCCAAACUCAAGCAGUGCAUCCACAGCCUGGCCACCCGCCUGCAGAGCCCUGAGGGCGUCAGGGGGGCCACCAUGGUGCUCAAGGAGGGGUACCCGUCUUUAGAGGCCCUGGUCAGCGUCUCCGAGGCCACGCGCAAACUACUCACCGCCUACGAAACGAUGAUUGCCGCACAGAAGCAGCUGAUUGAGAACGCUGAUGGCGUCCAGCAGCGGAUCGCUCAGGUGCAGAAAGAAGGCAUGGACUUCCAUGAAGACUUGUCCCGGCUGGGGGAGAAGGAAGGACUGAAAGGAUGCAAGCUCAGCAAAGCUGUGGAAAGUUUCACCUGGAACAUCACAGUACUUAAGGGUCAAAGCGACCUUCUGCGCGGCGCCAAGAUGGACUCCCUGGACGCGCUGAGGCAGGUGGCCCUGGCCUGCGAGGCCUCUGGACUCACCUCACCUUCCUCCGACUCCUUGCGCUCGGCCACCUUCUCCAGCGCCGCCGCCGAGCUGCACUUCACCUCGCAGGCCACCAGCGGGCGCCGCGGCAGCACGCACAGCAACGGGCGCGUGUGACGUCGACGCUGGCGAGCGGUCGGUGUGUCCGAGCCUCACGGGGGGGG
Entelurus aequoreus (snake pipefish) is the source of this 4344-nucleotide messenger RNA. RefSeq names its product phospholipase C like 1 (gene plcl1). The transcript is spliced from 12 exons. The record is from RefSeq and is a predicted model, not a curated record. Gene Ontology annotation, biological process: intracellular signal transduction; lipid metabolic process. Gene Ontology annotation, molecular function: phosphatidylinositol-4,5-bisphosphate phospholipase C activity. Bases 854 to 4297 code for a protein of 1147 amino acids. Lineage: Eukaryota; Metazoa; Chordata; Actinopteri; Syngnathiformes; Syngnathidae.